UUGAUACUCAAUCUGUCGCUGCUGGACCAGCGAUUCAUCUUCCGUUCCCGAGCCAGCCGCAUCGCCAUUCAACACAACCCCCCGUGCCAGCGAGUCCAUCUUCAGCCCGUCUCGGCUCCGUCCGACUGCAUCUGCGUCGUUUCUGAUCCCAGAUCGAAUAUCGCUCAAGCCUGUUGAGCCCUGGCACGCCCUCCAUGUCCAUUCGAGUCGACACCGAUGCCGCCAACAAGUUCUCGUUCCGCAAGCGUCGCGAGCGGCUCGACUGGAGGACCCUGGGCAGCAUCCAAGUCGAGGCCGUCAUCAACAACGCCGACGUGUCGCUGCUCCAGGAGAUCCUCGACAACGUCGCCUUUUGCGACCUCGAGUACGAAGAUCUCCGCUCUGUCGAUCGCAGCUUUGUCAAGCUCUUUCGCCUCGCGCAGCUCAUCAUCGAGUAUCUGCUGUUCUGCCAGUCGACCCUCGUUGGCGUCAACAAAAACCUCGAAAGCGAAAAGACCAACCUCCAGCAAGCCUUGGCCGACGCUCAGAGCGGGCUAAAGAGCAAGGACUCUGAGGUCCUGGCCCUCAAGAAGCAGUUGCGCUCUCUCCAAAAGGUCAACCAGACCUACCAACUGAUGGCCAAGGCCUCCCCAGGCAGUGAUCAGAGGCCUGCAAUCUCUGUCCAGAAACCCACAAACUCUUCGCAAUACGAGCGCUGCCCAUACUGUCGCAAGGUGUUUUGCACAUUCGGGUACCUGGAGUCGCAUAUUCGACGCCGACACCCUGCCGAGCACGUCCCCUAUCCCUGCAAUCCCAGGCGCGAGGAAGGCGAACUGCCGGGAUCGUUCUUCCGGAUCCUCGAGGUCCUCGGCGAGCGACUUGUUGACAAGCUGACGGCCAACUCCACCGACACCACCAAGAAGGAUCUCGAGCUCAUUCGAUCCACCAUCGAGCAGACGAUCGUGAACCAGCAGAGCGUGCAAAAGGACAAGCUGAAUCUUGAUCGCCAGAUACAAGAGCUCAAGGUAUAGCCCAGUAUCCGCACAGAUCCGAGAGUCUGUCCC
Polychytrium aggregatum is the source of this 1043-nucleotide messenger RNA. RefSeq names its product Iguana/Dzip1-like DAZ-interacting protein N-terminal-domain-containing protein. Bases 195 to 1010 code for a protein of 271 amino acids. Gene Ontology annotation, cellular component: cytoplasm. The transcript has 6 exons. The record is from RefSeq and is a predicted model, not a curated record. NCBI's taxonomy places the organism in Eukaryota, Fungi, Chytridiomycota, Chytridiomycetes, Polychytriales.